AUGCCAGAUUUAUUUGAUAACUUUUUCAGUUCAAUAAGUGCAAAAUUCAAUGGCGGUCACACUAGACGCCGCUAUUCUCAGAGCUCACAAGUUAAUACUGGAAGCUUUUACAGUUACCACAAUUCGCCAAGUAACAAUAAUUACUGGUUGCCUAGAAAGUUGUCUACAUCUGAAGCGUCUCAAGAGAAACCUUCUGUGAGUGCUCAAGGAAACUCAUUGGAUGGGACACAACCCACAAUGAAGCUUGGUUCUGGUGAUUUGAAUACUGCAGCUGCCCCUGCAAUGGAUGACAGUUUGGCUCCUAGGGCAAGAUUAGGUAGCACUUCUUCAGAAAAGAGCAUAGAAGAUUAG
This is a messenger RNA of Lodderomyces parapsilosis, 351 nucleotides long. RefSeq lists its product as uncharacterized. Bases 1 to 351 code for a protein of 116 amino acids. The record is from RefSeq and is a predicted model, not a curated record. Lineage: Eukaryota; Fungi; Ascomycota; Pichiomycetes; Serinales; Debaryomycetaceae. The transcript has a single exon.